Molecule: messenger RNA, 1746 nt
Organism: Hibiscus syriacus
Lineage: Eukaryota; Viridiplantae; Streptophyta; Magnoliopsida; Malvales; Malvaceae
Exons: 4
Coding region: 122-1615 (497 amino acids)
Biological process (GO): GPI anchor biosynthetic process
Cellular component (GO): endoplasmic reticulum
Molecular function (GO): catalytic activity
Source: RefSeq, a predicted model, not a curated record
AGUUUUUGGAAUCUUAAUUGAUUCAACCCUUUGCCUUUCUUCCUCCUUUCAACCUCUAGACAGAGUUUCUAACUCUAGAAGAUAACUCUGCACCAGCAACUUUUUCCCCUUUAAAUUUCUCAUGCAAUCAUCAAAAGCUUUAGAUCCUAUUUUGUACAACACCCGUUUCUCCACUAUGCUCAAAGCCCUUAACAAAAGAAUCAAACGCCUCUUUACUCACCUCCGAUGGCAACUCCGGUGCCGUUCAAAGUCCAAAAUCGUCAUAAAAGUGUAUGCUAAACCAAAAACCGACCCCGACCGUCAUCGUGAUGAUAUAGACGAUGCUAUCGUCAACGGCACUUCAAAAGUUCACCAAGACGGUGAAUUGAGCUCGGUGAAGCCUAUUCGUGUAGCGACUUUUAAUGCUGCCAUGUUUUCUAUGGCCCCUGCAAUGCCUAGAGCAAGCAAAUCUUCGAGUUUCGACUAUGAAAACGAAGGUCUUACAAAAUCCGAUCGGCCGAAGAGCAUACUAAAGCAUUCUCCCUUGCACCCGAAUUCCAUGAAGGAGAAGGAGAAUCUCUCGAAGCAACAAAAAUUCGUGAAAUCGAAGCAAAGGGUGUCGAUCAAUUUACCGGAUAACGAGAUUUCGCUGUUGCGUAGUCGACAAUUGGGCUUUUCGGGGCAUGAAAGGGAGGGUUGUUCGAGCAUGGGAAAAACUCGGCUGAGAUCAACGAUGAGUUUUUCAGCGAACACGGGGAAUUGGGUUGAUGGUUGUGGUGGGAGUUAUAGAGGUAGAAAAACAGUAUUUGAAGUGUUGAAAGAGUUGGAUGCUGAUAUAUUAGCUCUGCAAGAUGUCAAGGCAGAGGAAGAGAAAGCAAUGAAGCCUUUGUCUGAUUUAGCCGCUGCUUUGGGGAUGAACUAUGUGUUUGCCGAGAGUUGGGCGCCGGAGUACGGCAACGCCGUGCUCUCCAAGUGGCCGAUCAAGCGGUGGAAGGUGCAGAAGAUCUUCGAUGACACAGAUUUCAGGAAUGUGCUAAAGGCAACCAUUGAUGUGCCCCAGACAGGCGAAAUCAACUUCCACUGCACACACCUUGACCAUCUGGAUGAGAACUGGCGCAUGAAGCAGAUGAAUGCAAUAAUUCAAUCCAAUGAUGGUCCACACAUCUUAGCUGGAGGUCUCAAUUCCUUGGAGGGGACUGAUUAUUCCACAGAGAGGUGGACAGAUAUUGUUAAGUACUACGAAGAAAUGGGGAAACCAACACCAAAGGUUGAAGUUAUGGAGUAUCUGAAGACUAAACAGUACACUGAUGCCAAGGACUUCGCAGGGGAAUGUGAGCCGGUCGUCGUGAUUGCCAAAGGACAAAGAGUGCAGGGGACGUGCAAGUAUGGGACUCGGGUUGAUUACAUUCUGGCAUCCCCAGAUUCACUGUAUAAGUUCAUUCCGGGCUCGUAUUCGGUUUUGUCUUCAGAAGGGACCUCGGAUCACCACAUAGUGAAAGUUGAUAUAAUCAAAGAAAAUGAACACGCUGAAGAAAAUGGCAGUAGAAAGCGACGGAAGCAGACAAAACCGAAACAGAAGGUUGUGAAGAUAAGUGACAGUUCUCCAUCGAAAAGCAUAUGGAAAACACAUUCAUGAGAGAUUUUGCAGAUGAUUAUGGAUCCAUAUAUUAUGAUGGCUUGUAAAUCAUUGGCAUAAAUAGAAACUAUGUAAGUACAGAACCCAAUAUUUAGAACAAAAUUCAAUUCUAAAUUUUCAUUACUCUGAAA